AGUGUUGAGAACAUUGUUUAGAGUCAAUUCAGUUUCAAUAAAGUUGUAUCAGUUGAGACGACUUUCAAGAAAUUUAAACAAAUCCUUUAGAACGAGAAAUGGCUACUGAAGUUCCGGAUGAUCUUAUGGAUUUGGUGGCAAAAGAAAUAGAAGUUACGAGGCUAUCAUUGGUAUCAAUUAAUCCCGAAACUAGAAAUGACGGUAUAGCACUAAUUAAUCGACUGUUACUGGAACAUACUGGAGACACGAGUGAUGCAUUUCAAUUGAAUGAUUAUUUGAUGAUAUGGAGAGGAUUGAUUAACUUUAUGUGGAAGUCUGAUGAACUACUACCUCAAGGAAGUGCUAUGGAAAAGAUAAGUUAUCUUAUCCAUAGUUGUACUUCUUAUCAAGGAAAAAUAUUAUUUUUAAAUGCACUUUUUAUGACCAUCAAAGAUGAGUGUUUGUCAACAACUCAGCAUCAUAUUGAUAAAUGUAUGAUAUUGGUGAGGCGUUGUUUAAGACAAUUUCUAUUUACCUUUUUCAUUUGUGAUUGGAAUUUUGAGAAUAUGAUUAAAUUGAGUGAGGUUCUAUAUACAGCCUUCGAAUCAUUCACUCUUAGUUUAAGAAUUCGUUUACAAGACAUUUUCUUGGAAGAACUAGCUAAAGUAAGUAGAGGAAUAAUGCCAAAUGAAUCAUUGGUCAUUAUUUUAGAUUCAUUCCUAAGUUACAAUUCGGAGCUCAAUGAUUUUAUGUUAAGAAGAGAAGUUACCCAAAAUGUAUUUAUAAAUCUUCUAUCUCUACCAUUUGAAGUUAAGAAAAUGUUAGGAGCCAAGUUUCAAGCUCGGAGAAAAAUUGGUAAACCAGGCAAAUCAUACAAUGACUUAAAAAUGACUUGCAUCGAGUUCAAUCCUCAAGACGUAGUAAAGGUUUUGAAUAAAUAUGUAACUGAAGUUGAUUUUACCAGAAAGUGUUCGUUGGAAUUAACUAAAUCAAUAAAAUGUUAUAGCUGUUUGAGAGAUAGUAUCCAACCCUGUAAGCCAAAAGACUUGAAACUAAAUAGUCAAGUAUUAAAGCAAAGAAAGAAAAAAUAUGUAUCUAAAAUGGUAUACGAAGGAGUCAAACAAUUGGAAAUAAUUGAUUCUAAGAGUAAAAAAAAUGGCCGUGCAGUUAAUGUACAUAAAAGUCUUAAAGAAUUUAAUAAGAUGGGUGAAAUAGUAGAAGAACGUGGAAAAAUUGGAAAAUUUAUGUGGAAAGUCAGAAAGUUUAAUAAUGCCAAUACAUUAAACAAGGAUUUCAAUUUACAUAGAUCAUGGAAAGUAUCAAAGGAAACAAAAAACAACAGCACUAACACUGUGUGUAUGAAUGAUGAUGAACCACCACUUCAGGUGCCGGCUGGAUUUAAAGUUGAAGUUUUAGAGACUCCAGAAAAAGCACCAACAAAAAUGUCAAAAAAGUUUUCAACCCCAAGGAUAAAAUCUAUCAAAGUUGGUUCAUCCCUAAAAGAAAGUAAAUCCAUUAAACUCAAAAGGAAAAGCAUAAUUUUAAAAAUCAAUGAUAGAUCAAACAAGAAAAAUAUUAACAAACAAAAUUCUCCCAUCAUUAAAAUUGGUACUCCUAAAGUAUCAAAUGCUAUUCAUAACAGUUGGUCUGUAUCUACAGACUAUGGAGGGUCUGCUUUAAAGAAGGCACCACUUUUGGUGCCUGCUGGAUUUAAGGUUGAAGUUUUAGAGACUCCAGAAAAAGCACCAACAAAAAUUUCAAAAAAGUUUUCAACCUCAAAUUCAAAAUCUAUUACAAUUGAUUCAACUCCAAAAGAAAGUAAUUCCAAUAAGCACAUAUGUAAAAGAAUAAAUUUAAAAAUCAAUUAUGGAUCAAAUAUGAAAAAUAUUAACAAACAAAAUUCCCUUUACAUUAAAAUUGGUAUACCUAAUGCCUUAAACAAGAGUCAUACAAAUAGUUGGUCAGUAUCUGUAGACAAUGGAAAGUCUACGUCUAAAAGGUCACCUCUUUUGGUGCCUGCUGGAUUUAAAGUUGAAGGUUUAGAGACUCCACAAAAAACAACAACAAAAGUUCAGAAAAAUGUUUCAACCCCUAAUGGAAAUCAUUCAAUUGAUUCAAAAAGCAACAAAUUUUGUAAUAUAUUAAAACGUAUUUCAUUAACAUCUAUAAUUACACCAGAGAAGAGUUUCAAGAGCCCCAAAAGCUCUGAAAGUCCAAAUUUUGAACACAAAGUAUUGCGACGAAGAACAAUUAUAAUUUCCAAGAAAAUACCCGAUGGACAAAAUGAAGGUACACCUAAAAGAAAAAUGCAUGAAACUUCAGCUACAAAAGUUGUGCAAAAACGUAGGAAAAUAAUAGCAAAAGAAGAAAUAAGCAUGUCAAAACCUAAAGAAAUUUUGAUUAAGGCACAUGAAAAAGUGCGAAAUGAGGUCUAUGAAAAUGGUUUUGGUUCUCUUAGAAGAAGUCCUCGGCUGUCAAUUAAACAUGAUUUCUGCCAAUGUUGAGCGAGGUGGAAGUGAGUAGUGUGGAUGUCGAACCACUGCCUUCAUCUUCAGCGGUUGAGAAUGACAAGAAAGAAGAUUAAAACCAAUUGCCAGCUUCAAUAUAAAUAUUACACAUAAUUGA
Messenger RNA from Myzus persicae (green peach aphid), 2604 nucleotides. RefSeq names its product ribosomal RNA processing protein 1 homolog. Gene Ontology annotation, cellular component: preribosome, small subunit precursor. The transcript has 7 exons. Bases 99 to 2483 code for a protein of 794 amino acids. The record is from RefSeq and is a predicted model, not a curated record. Lineage: Eukaryota; Metazoa; Arthropoda; Insecta; Hemiptera; Aphididae. Gene Ontology annotation, biological process: rRNA processing.